AUGAACAAGACUGAUCCGCUCCAGCGAUGGAACUCGAUGAGCCCCGACCUUCAUUCGGGUACCGAGUCGAGUGUCAGCACUCCUUUCGUCAAAUGCGAAUUUCCAUUUGAUGAUGAGCUAUUCGGAAUCGAUCAGGUGAACCAUCCAAACCAAAUGAAGGAUGACACCAUGAGACAGCAACCAUCAAUGCCCCCAAUGCACUUCAAUAGAAAUAUGUCAAAUGGUGACAACAAUGGGUUUGUUAAAAAUGAAAUUGAAGAGAGUAUUCUGAACUUCAAUGUUCCAAAUAAUGAUGCCGAGAAUGUUGAUUCCCAGCAAAUGGAUAUCUACCGCGAUCUAAUUCUUCGCCAUCUGAUUCAAGACAUCAGCACCACUUGCGCGAAACUCGGCCUACCAACUGAUCCAUACAUUUGGAACGAGGAGCACAGCGCGAGAUGGAUAAACGAGAUGUGCCUCCAAUUCAAUUUGAAGCCGCCACGUCAAAUCUUCAUCACUGGACGAUCGCUGCUCGGAAUGAGCGUCAAAGAGUUUGAAAGUCUCACACCGGAGGGUGGCGACACCCUUCAUGCGCAACUUCAAGUAUGGAAGACUGCGUUUGAGUCAUAUCAUCCACCAGCGACCAUUCAGAGCAAUGGAAUGACAGCCUCCGAUAAUGGCAUGGACGUGAAACCAAAUUGGAUGAGCACUCAAACAAACAGUAGCAUGGCAGAAACGCCGAAUCAAUCGUCAUUUUUUCAUGGAAACGGCAACGCGUAUGGCAAUGAGACAAUGCACAUUGGGAGUUUCUUUCAGCCGGGCGCCGUACUUCCGUCGCCGAGCAAUAGCGAGACAAGCAGCAAUGGAAGCAGCCAAGACAUGAACGAUGAGGACAUGGAAUUGAUGAAUGGCAUGAAUUGCAAUGGUCCACCAAAUUUUUUCCAUCCGCCCGGUUACAUGCCAAUGUCGCCAAUGAAUGGCAUGUGCAACACCACUGUUGGCGAUGCUGAUGAGGAUGAUCGAGUUUAUUCACGUCAUCAGGGCACCGUACACUUGUGGCAAUUCAUUCGCGAAUUGCUUGACCAGCCCAAACAGUACAACACCUGCGUGAGAUGGGUCGAUCGCGAUGAAGGCACCUUUAAAAUCGAAUCAUCGCUUCUUUUGGCGAGAUAUUGGGGACAACGCAAAAAUCGCUCCCAAAUGAAUUAUGACAAACUCUCAAGGAGUCUUCGUCAAUAUUACAAGAAAGGAAUUAUCCAAAAGCCUGAGAAGAAGCAAAGACUCGUUUACAAGUUCCUUCCGCCUUACAAUAUGUAA
Molecule: messenger RNA, 1293 nt
Organism: Caenorhabditis bovis
Lineage: Eukaryota; Metazoa; Nematoda; Chromadorea; Rhabditida; Rhabditidae
Source: the annotation of a GenBank genome assembly